UCAUACAAUAAUUUUCAAGGUUUUAGGUCCCAAACGCUUUAGCAGUUGAUGUACAGUGUAAAGUCGUAAUAUGGCUAUAAGUUUCUAAGAAACAACCAAAUCUAUGAAUAAUUAUCUUAAAACACAAUAGCUUUACUCAUAAUCCAAUUAUCUUUCAUCAAAUCCGGCGAAACAUCAAUAUGCUUGCUUCAACAUCUUCUUCUUCUGCUGCUGCUGCUGCUGCUGCUGCUGAUAUGAUCAAAGCAAGGACAUAUGAUGUUUUCCUUAGCUUCAGAGGCGAGGAUACUCGUGAUGGUUUCGUGAGUCAUCUGUAUAAAGAUUUGUGUCGAAAGAAUAUCCAAACUUUUAUAGACAGCGAGAUGCUUCCAAGAGGAGAUGAAAUUUCAGAGGCACUGUUAACGGCCAUUGAAGGAGCGAGGGCUUCAGUCAUUGUUUUCUCCAAAGACUACGCUUCUCCCAAAUGGUGCUUGGAUGAGCUGGUCAAGAUCAUGGACUACAACAAAUGUGUUGUUCCUGUUUUUUACGGUGUAGACCCCUCAGAUGUCCGGAACCAAACAGGGAGUUUUGCAGAUGCAUUUGCAAAGCAUGAAGAAAAUUUCAAGCAUCAUGUUGAAAAGGUGAAAUCCUGGAGAAGUGCUUUGACGUCUGCUGCCAAUUUAUCUGGUUGGGAUUUAAAAGAGAUUCGGUCCAAGGCAACAUUGAAAGACAAAAUUGUCAAAGAUGUAUUGAUGAAAUUGAAUCGUGGAACCUCAAGCGCUAAUUUAGAGGGUUUAGUUGGAGUUGAGAGGCGGAUGCAGAAAGUUUUGUCAUUAUUUCAAGAUGGAUUUCCAGAUUUUCAAAUGCUAGGUAUUUGGGGUAUGGGAGGUACAGGCAAAACUACACUUGCUGAAGCCAUUUUUUACCAUCUUUUAAAUGGUUUCCAAAGUUGCUUCUUUCUUCCGAACGUGAGAGAAUCAGAUGAGCAAGGAACAUUAUUUCAAUUGCGUCAGCAACUUUUUUCAACCAUAUUGGAGGAUGAAAAUUUAUAUAUCUCAACUCCCAGAAUCGGAUCAGGCUUUAUUAAGGACAGGAUUUCCAGGAAAAAAGUUCUGAUAGUUUGUGAUGAUGUGUCUAAGUCAAGGCAACUCGACUAUUUAUUUGGAAGAAACAAUCGACUCGGCCCUGGAAGUCGAGUCAUCGUUACAACUAGAGAUAAAAAAGUGCUUAUCCAAUAUGGCAUUCACCUCAUUUAUGAAGUGGAGGUAUUAGACAGAGAUGAAUCUGUUCAGCUCUUUUGUCAACUUUUUGCUAAUGGAAACCCCUUGGCUAUUACACUUUUCGGGACCUCUAUUUAUGGAAAGGACAAAAACUACCAGGAAAGUGCAGUAAAAGAACUAAAGCAGAUUCCUAACCCAGACAUUCUUAAAUUGUUGAGAAGCAGUUUUGAUGGACUAAAUCCUGUAGAGAAAGACAUAUUUCUUGAUAUUGCUAGUUUCUUGAAAAGGGAGGAUUUAGACUUUGUAAGAAGGCUUAUGGAUGCUUUUUAUGGCUCUGCACAUUCAAGUAUUGAGAACCUCAUUGAUAAAUCCCUUAUAUCUGUUUCACAACAUAAGAUAGAAAUGCAUGAUUUAUUGCAACAGAUGGGUCGGGAUAUCAUUUACAAUGAAUCACCUUCAGAGCCUGAAAGACGCAGUAGGUUAUGGAUUCCUAAUGACAUUUAUAAUGUGCUAACAGAAAACAGUGGGACGAAAACACUCAAAGGCAUGCUACUUGAUAUGUCCAAAAUUCCAAAAUUGGAAUUAAAUGCAGAAGCCUUUGGGAAGAUGCGGAAACUUAAAUUCCUCAAAUUCUAUCACUCUUGCAAGACAAAUUCCAAAAUCUUUCUUCCUCAAGGGCUUUUAUCACUUCCUAAUGAGCUAAGGUUUGAUCCAAGGAACCUAGUUGAACUUAAUAUGAGUUUUAGCAAUCUCGAACAACUUUGGGAGGGAAAACGGGAUUUAGGAAAUUUGAAGGUUAUCAGUCUUUUCUAUUCUAAGAACCUUGUAAGACUCCCGGACCUCUCAAGUGCCACCAAUCUUGAAAAGAUAGAUCUGAUGGGGUGUUCUAACUUGCGUGAGCUUCCUUCAUCCCUUCAUCAACUGGAGAAGCUAACUGAAUUGGGUAUCGAGUGUUGUACAAAUCUUAGAUCUCUGCCUAGCUUUUAUAAAGCCACAUCCCUCACGAAACUUUUUCUUACUGGCUGCAUUAAUCUGUUAAGCUUUCCAGAGGUUUCAUCGAAUGUAACAGAGCUAUGUUUACAUGGAACUGCAAUUGAAGAAGUUCCUUCCUCCAUCGAAUGUCUCUCUAAUCUUUGUGUAUUCACACUAACGAAUUGCAAGAGGCUUAAAUCUCUUCCCACAAGUAUUCAUAAAUUGAAAUCUCUGGAGUAUUUCUAUGCUGAAGGUUGCUCAAGAUUGGAGGCUUUCCCAGAAAUCUUGGACACCAUGGAGGAUCUUGAUUUAAGCGGAACCGCUUUGAAGGAAUUACCAUCAUCAAUUGACAAUUUUAUUGGUCUUGAGAAAUUGGUAUUGAGUAAUUGUGAAAACCUUGUUUGCCUUCCUACCAACUUUUAUAAAUUGAAAUCUCUUGAAAAUUUGGAAGUUAAAGGUUGCUCAAGAUUGGAGGCUUUACCAGAAAUCUUGGACAUCAUGGAGCAGUUGAGGGAACUUAAUUUAAACGGAACGGAUGUGAAGGAAUUACCAUCUUCAAUUGACAAUCUUAUUGGUCUUGAAAAAUUGGUAUUGAACAACUGUGAAAACGUUGUUUGCCUUCUUGACAGCUUUUGUUGCGGUGAUUCUAAUCUAUUAGUAAAACACACGUUUACUGCCAUUGGGUUAUCCUCAUUGAAGAAGUUAAAUUUAUCUGAAAGCAAUCUUGAGAACUUGCCCACAACCAUCAAACAAUUUCCUUACUUGGAAUGGUUAAUCUUGAGGAAAUGUAAGAGACUGAAAUCAUUACCAGAGCUUCCACCAAGCCUGGUAUAUUUAGAUGAUCAUGACUGCACUUCAUUAGAGGAUGUCAAAAGCAUUAAGAAGCUUUUUGAGCAAGCAGUGCUUUAUGAGGAUGGGAGAUGGUUAAUAGUCUAG
Gossypium arboreum is the source of this 3104-nucleotide messenger RNA. Its product is annotated as disease resistance protein RPV1-like. Gene Ontology annotation, biological process: defense response; signal transduction. Bases 180 to 3104 code for a protein of 974 amino acids. The transcript is spliced from 7 exons. Gene Ontology annotation, molecular function: ADP binding. The record is from RefSeq and is a predicted model, not a curated record. NCBI's taxonomy places the organism in Eukaryota, Viridiplantae, Streptophyta, Magnoliopsida, Malvales, Malvaceae.